AUGCAUCUAAUUAAUUUUCAUACUAUUACUUACAUCUUAACAUCAUCAUCAUCAUCAUCAUCAUCAUCAUCAUCAUCAUCAUCAUCAUCAUCAUCAUCAUCAUCAUCAUCAUCAUCAUCAUCAUCAUCAUCAUCAUCAUCAUCAUCAUCAUCAUCAUCAUCAUCAUCAUCAUCAUCAUCAUCAUCAUCAUCAUCAUCAUCAUCAUCAUCAUCAUCAUCAUCAUCAUCAUCAUCAUCAUCAUCAUCAUCAUCAUCAUCAUCAUCAUCAUCAUCAUCAUCAUCAUCAUCAUCAUCAUCAUCAUCAUCAUCAUCAUCAUCAUCAUCAUCAUCAUCAUCAUCAUCAUCAUCAUCAUCAUCAUCAUCAUCAUCAUCAUCAUCAUCAUCAUCAUCAUCAUCAUCAUCAUCAUCAUCAUCAUCAUCAUCAUCAUCAUCAUCAUCAUCAUCAUCAUCAUCAUCAUCAUCAUCAUCAUCAUCAUCAUCAUCAUCAUCAUCAUCAUCAUCAUCAUCAUCAUCAUCAUCAUCAUCAUCAUCAUCAUCAUCAUCAUCAUCAUCAUCAUCAUCAUCAUCAUCAUCAUCAUCAUCAUCAUCAUCAUCAUCAUCAUCAUCAUCAUCAUCAUCAUCAUCAUCAUCAUCAUCAUCAUCAUCAUCAUCAUCAUCAUCAUCAUCAUCAUCAUCAUCAUCAUCAUCAUCAUCAUCAUCAUCAUCAUCAUCAUCAUCAUCAUCAUCAUCAUCAUCAUCAUCAUCAUCAUCAUCAUCAUCAUCAUCAUCAUCAUCAUCAUCAUCAUCAUCAUCAUCAUCAUCAUCAUCAUCAUCAUCAUCAUCAUCAUCAUCAUCAUCAUCAUCAUCAUCAUCAUCAUCAUCAUCAUCAUCAUCAUCAUCAUCAUCAUCAUCAUCAUCAUCAUCAUCAUCAUCAUCAUCAUCAUCAUCAUCAUCAUCAUCAUCAUCAUCAUCAUCAUCAUCAUCAUCAUCAUCAUCAUCAUCAUCAUCAUCAUCAUCAUCAUCAUCAUCAUCAUCAUCAUCAUCAUCAUCAUCAUCAUCAUCAUCAUCAUCAUCAUCAUCAUCAUCAUCAUCAUCAUCAUCAUCAUCAUCAUCAUCAUCAUCAUCAUCAUCAUCAUCAUCAUCAUCAUCAUCAUCAUCAUCAUCAUCAUCAUCAUCAUCAUCAUCAUCAUCAUCAUCAUCAUCAUCAUCAUCAUCAUCAUCAUCAUCAUCAUCAUCAUCAUCAUCAUCAUCAUCAUCAUCAUCAUCAUCAUCAUCAUCAUCAUCAUCAUCAUCAUCAUCAUCAUCAUCAUCAUCAUCAUCAUCAUCAUCAUCAUCAUCAUCAUCAUCAUCAUCAUCAUCAUCAUCAUCAUCAUCAUCAUCAUCAUCAUCAUCAUCAUCAUCAUCAUCAUCAUCAUCAUCAUCAUCAUCAUCAUCAUCAUCAUCAUCAUCAUCAUCAUCAUCAUCAUCUAGUGUAAUUCAUCUCAACUUAAUACAUUUUAAUUGUUUAUUAAUCAAUUUUUGUUUACUUUAUACUUGCCUUAAUAUAAUUUGCCUCACCUAUUUUUAA
Molecule: messenger RNA, 1545 nt
Organism: Schistosoma margrebowiei
Lineage: Eukaryota; Metazoa; Platyhelminthes; Trematoda; Strigeidida; Schistosomatidae
Source: the annotation of a GenBank genome assembly